CUGGUGCAAUGCUCUAUCAAAAACUAUAAAAUGCUGUCACGUGCAAAUUUCCUAAAAUAGUGACACAGUUGCCCGGAAAGUUAGUAAUUUGCCUGUUAAUAUAAGUGUGUGUGUGCGUGUGUGCGUGUGUAUGUGUUAGAGAGAGAGAGAGAAAGAGACACGCGUACUUUACCCUUAGUUGACCAGUUUCCAUUGUUUUUCUUUCAGAUUGAUGUUGUGAGUAGCAUAACAAGUGUCCAGCGCCCGACGGUCCAAUUCGCCAUGACACUCAGCUUGCGUCUCGACCUUUUCGCUGGUGUCUCUCUUGCAAAUGUGCAAGGAGACCCCCUGCAGCAAGUUCCAUGCAGAUUCCACAAGGCCGCCUGGUUUUCCGAUCUGUGCGAAAGCCAGCUGUUCGGACGGCUGGCCACCGGUGCCUCGAUAUACUACAUCGGUGGGACUGGCUGCGCUUUCGCCGAGGGCAACGAUACAACCAAUACAGUGAUAUCCUUCGAAACGCCUCGCACAAUAAGGCACAAGAUGGUGGAGACAUACCGCAAGAUAGGCUACGACCGGACCGAUAAAUACGUGAUCAACUGGGUGGUAUACAACAUGACGUAUGGUCUGGCUCCAGAUGUCUGCAACGGCGCACACCAUCGUAUCUUAGAGAUCCGCAAAAUAAUCGACGAGAACAAGUGAUACCUGGGUCAAGAAUUGACGAACUCACCCACGCGCUUGCAUAAGAUCCAGUUCUCCACUACAUAUCCAAAAUCAUGCUGAAUAUCGCGCCUUCACUUUCUAAGAAAAAAAGCUUUUUAUCUUGUACUUGCACCCCUAUUUCGUAGCGUAGAGGAGUUGGCUUAAAUAUUCGCCAUGUUUGGUCUCUUUUUCGAUUAAUUCAGAUCAAAAAUGACCGACUGGUUUCUUUUGACCUGCGCCGAGUGCCUUUUGUUUUAAUUAGUUCACUGAAAGGAUAAACACGUACAAUGAUUUGCAAUAAUACAAGCUGCUCACAGACCUAAUUGUUUUUAUUCCUAAAGCUUGAGUAUUGUAUAGCAAAACGCGUUGAUUGUUCAGAUUUUCUCACAUGGUAGUUCCUAUAGGACGUAUCCUAAUAACUACAACGAUUCAGACUUCAUAAAUGUUUAGUCGACCACACGGUUUUUUUAUGUUCAUAUUGCCUGGUGUAAGCACUAUCAUGCAUUAUUAACAAAACAAGUCGUGUGUUCCGUCGCCCACCGCUGCAUUGCGCGCGACCUUAAACGGCGCGCUUUUUCCCCUCUUUCCACUCUUGUGCGCGCGAGAUCGAGCCACCAUCGUUGGCUCAGCCUCGCACACUUUAACUCACACACACAGCAUACGGCGCACGGUGACGAUGUUGUGGUCCUUGGACUUUAUAGAGAACGCCGCGACACCGAAGGCGGCCUCAGAAAUGCGCCUAGUGUGUCGUCAUAACUGCUAUCGCAAUAAAAAAGUAAAUGUACAAUAGCCAAGAUUCUGCCUAUCCAAUAUGACUUUAGAUGCGCCAUUGUUAUUUUUGCCAUCUUUCGAUUUCGCAUUUGUUGCUUCUUUCUUGCACGGUGCUAAAAAUGGUGUCUAGCGUUUUAUGGCAUGCUGUCUGAUUAUCGCGUAGUGUCCC
Molecule: messenger RNA, 1618 nt
Organism: Dermacentor andersoni
Lineage: Eukaryota; Metazoa; Arthropoda; Arachnida; Ixodida; Ixodidae
Source: RefSeq, a predicted model, not a curated record